Molecule: messenger RNA, 2638 nt
Organism: Eurytemora carolleeae
Lineage: Eukaryota; Metazoa; Arthropoda; Copepoda; Calanoida; Temoridae
Product: MAM and LDL-receptor class A domain-containing protein 1
Exons: 26
Coding region: 36-2378 (780 amino acids)
Cellular component (GO): membrane
Source: RefSeq, a predicted model, not a curated record
AUACAUAAGUUUUGUUUUCAGAUUUGUUUUCAAAAAUGCUGGGGUUCAUUCUAACUCUGAUAUGCAGCAGUGCUGUAUUUGGUUUGCCUCAGCUGGAGAAGGAAAGUGAACCAACUACUGUUCGUGUGGGUAGUAGUGUUGGAAGACAAUUUCCAGCUUUAUCCAGGAAUCCAGAAGAUCUUAAUACCGCGGCUAACUGUGACUUUAAGUCCGAUGCUGAGGUGUCUAUGUGUGGAUGGGAUAAUCUUGGGAAUGCAACAGUUCUAAAGUGGAUUGCAAGCAAGGGAGCUGAUGCAUACUGGAUAGGGGGUCCAAGGACUGACACCUCGGUUGAGAAUGAAAAUGGUGGAUAUGUGUUCUUUGAAACAUCUACUCUUCCUCAGGCUGAGAGUACUAAUACUGUAUCAGCAAUGAUUGAAUCCCCAUUACUAGGCACUACAGGUUCUCGUGGACAUUGCGUAACUUUUAGUUACGCAAUUUCUGGUCUUUCUGCUGAUAGAUUGCGUAUUCUUCUUCACCCAGUUGAUUACAGGGAGGAUCCAGAUUCAGCUGAUUUCUCUAACGAUGUUGUAUUGGCCAGUCUUCUAGAUGAUACAAGAGGUGCAUGGAAAUCCGCGAAAGUGAUGUACACAUUUCCAGAGGAGCAUACUUUGAUAAUUGAGGCAAUUCCAGUAUCUGAGUCUAAUCAAGCAAGACGGUAUAGAGGAUAUAUGGCAGUAGAUGAUAUCGUUUUCAAGGCAGGAGAUGAAUGUUCUGGUCAUUGUACGUUUGACUCUGGACUCUGUGGGUUUAAGAACGAGGCUGAGGGGAACUUCAACUGGGAAGUGGGCCGAGGUAGUAACAACCCUAAUACUGGUCCACAGAGAGAUCAUUCUAGCUUCUCAACCAACAGAAUCACAGGGGCAUUCGCCUUCAUUGAUGCAAGCUAUCCUAGACGACCGGACGACAGAGCGCUUCUAACCAGUGAAGAGUUCCCUCCAACAGAUGAGGAUGACCAAGGUCCACUUUGUUUAAGGUUCUGGACUCACAUGUUUGGAAACGGAAUAGGUUCACUGAAUGUUUAUGUUCGGGAUGGAGAGACUGACCGCAAGAUCUGGGGGCUGACAGGGGACGCAGGAAAUAACUGGUAUAUGGGACAAGCGCCAAUAUCUUCAAUACAAAAGUUUAAGAUUGUAUUUGAGGGAGUAGUUGGUAGGAAUAGUCUGGGUAACAUUGCUAUAGAUGAUAUAUCAAUUGCUCCAGGAGUUUGUCCUACUGCACCCCAGGUUGCGGCCCCCGCGCUUGGAGAUUGUGCAUUUGAAGACGAUGAGUGUGGUUGGAGCAAUCCUGAGAAGCGCGAAAACGUGGAUGAAUUAGAUUGGGAAAGAUCCGCGGCAGCCGAGGGAGCCAGGUUUCCUUUGGCGGAUCAUACGACAGGAACAGAUCUUGGCUUCUUUAUCCAACUCUCAAAGGAUAAUUUACAAAAAGCCGGAGACAGAGCUUUUUUCGUGAGCCGUGAGCUUGAGGGUAGCAGUAUUCCUAGAUGUUUAUCCUUCUGGUUCUAUAUGUAUGAACCUAUUGUGGAUAAUACUGGACCUAACCUGGGCAAACUAGCUGUCUGGACAAGGACUAUUGAUAGUGAGGAUAACCUUGUUAUGACCCCUGUCUGGAGAUUACACAAUGGAUUUGGACCCUCCUGGGCCUUCGCUCAAACACAGAUCUCAACAGAUACAACAUUCCAGGUUGUUAUUGAAGGAGUUUGGGGGAACAACAGGGCCAGCGGUUUUAUAGCUGUUGAUGAUGUUACGUUUUAUCAAGGUAACUGUGUUACAGUACCCGAGCCUGCUUCAAUAGUAACAGGAGAAUGUACGUUUGAUCGGGAUUCCUGUGGAUGGAAAAACUCCUCAAAUGGUGAAAGUUUUGAUUGGCGAAUGGCUACCCUGACAAAGCGGCCUGCGAACCUGCCUGAUAAAACCUAUGGAGCUCCUGUGGGUUAUGCUUACUUUGAUAUAUUUAAUACAGGGAGCAGAACGGAUACGGUUCGAAUGAUAUCUCCUGUUCUACAAUCUAAGGAUAGCAUUGAUCAGCUCUGUUUCUCCUUCUGGUUUGCAGCUUUCGGAGCAGGAGAAUCUACCCUUCUAAAGAUAUACAGUAAGGACGAUGGAGAAGAUUCUGAGACCGAAGGAGAAAGUGAUGUUCCUAUUUGGGAACUAAAUGCUGCAAAACUUGACACAGCUCGUCCUGAUUGGGAGCCAGCACAGGUUUCUGUAAAUUUGAACCGAAAGAUUCGUCUGCUUAUUGUUGGAGAGGCCAGCAAUGGAGGGUUUGCCAUUGACCAGCUAACCUUCAGUCCUGGAGCUUGUAAAGUUCGUCCUGAGUCAGCUGUUCCAGCUGCAUAGACUGCAUCAAUGCACCCUCUAUACAGAUUCUUUAGAAGAUGCAUCAAUAUAUUCUCCAUAAUGCAAAACUGCAUCAAUUGCAUCCAAUUUAAGCAAAAAUGCCAUUCGAACUCAGAUUUAUCAAAACUAAAAAAAUACAUUUUCUACCUACUAAGACUGGAAAAUGUAUACAUUGGUUAGGCUGAAAAAUAAAUUUUCUAAAAUGAACUCUAUAAAUACAUAUUAAAACUUGCAUUUACACAUUAUUAUAAAUUCCAAAG